AUUUAAAUGGUAUAAGAUGGGAACUGGUUUUCUCGAGAGAUCGACGUGACGCUCGAUACAUGUCGAUAACAAUUUAUACAUUAUCGUAUCGUUAAACGACACAGCCAGCGUCGACGCCAGCGUUUGAUCGGUGACUCUCGUUCGCUACAUCGAACAUAUAACUUCGAUUCUUUAGAUAACAAUAACUUUGCCGCGAAAAACAUAUCGAAACCCUCGAUAAUCCUCGACGAGAUUCUACAAUUGGUUCGUUAAAAAAAAUGACAAGUAUCUAUCUCGUUUAACUUAUUUCUCCGAGAAUAGAAGUUUGUUAUCGGAAAGAUUAAUACCGGGAUUGAAAUUUAACAACGUCGAGGAACGAGUUUAACGCAGACGAUGGCUUCUGUGGUCGUACGUGGUAGUUUUGUUGCGUAACGAACCGAAACUAUGGAAGCGGAGCACGCUAAGGUUGUCCAUCGAUCGGUAAACGCGUCCAGUCGAAGUGCCGCUGAAAACACGUCGUUGCCGAUUACUAGAAAAUACGUGUAUUUAGUCGCGUCGUCAUUGCUCCGAGAAGAUUGCACGGAAAGACAAAAGAUAGCUCGAGAUAAGGCGUAGAGAGAACGUUGCGUCGUUGUUCCCAAGAUUGCUCGCGAAAGUGAAACUGGUUGGAAAAACGCGUCGAGGGAAACUGUUGGCGGUGCGACGCGACGGUUCGUCGGAAUGAAACGACGAUCGCGAACAAUACCGCGAGUCUGACGCGAUGCUCAACAAUAGAGCAGGGCUUGUUCGCGACCGGGGAACUCGCAACACCGUAACGAAACGCAAAGAGCUGGCCUAACGAGCGAGCGAACGAACGAACGAACGAACGAUAGUCGUUGGGAUUAAGAUCGGGAAUGACGGCAACUGUCACCGGGCUGAUGGAACGACAAGAAGAAGACGUUCCAACGGCGGCACGAGGAUGACGCCGACCAGGACGGUGGCCAGGUUCUCGAGGCUUCUCGUCCUCGUGCCUGUCACCGUCUGCGCGACCAUUUCCUACGUCAACCAGGAACCGCCGCGAUGCAACGACCGAACACCACCCCCUCAGACCCUGGCAAAGUGCCAUUACGACGUCGACUGCACGGACAACGCAUAUUGCUGGAACCAGGAGGCUUGUUUAUGCAAAGAUGGUUACAUCGUCUAUAAGAAUCGGACGCACGUGGAGUGUUUAAAAGUGGCAACCGCUAUCGGGGAUCCUUGCGUGGCGGACAUCCAGUGUCGCGUAACCUUUGCUCCGUACUCGGAGUGUCGACAGAAUAUCUGUCAGUGCUCGGAGGGCUCUCACUACAUGGAAGGAAGGUGUUACGAGUCUGUAGGUUUGGGGCAGGUUUGCCAGUCGAAUCGAAACUGUUACGUCAAAGACAGCUACUGCGUGACGGGAUUUUGCCGAUGCACGUUGAAAUAUCAUCCGAAUCCCCGUAACGACGGAUGCAUACCGAGCGCCGAGCUGGGCGACAAGUGUUUCAACGAUUACGAGUGCGUCGCGGAGAAUUCGAGUUGCAUCGAGGUCUGCUCGUGCAGAGUGGAUUACGUGCUGUCGAACGACGGUAAGCAGUGCCUGAAAGCUGCCAAUUCCGUCGGAGAACCAUGUCAAGAGGACUCUCAAUGCAGGCUAUUCCUGAAAGACACCAAGUGCGGCCCUAAUGGCGAAUGCAGCUGCAUCGAGAAUUUUCAUCGGAGCGGUUACGCGUGUUUGAAAGAUGUCGCGUUGAACGAUCGAUGCGAGAACCACAGAGAGUGCAUCACGGAGACGCACAGGGACUCGUAUUUUACCGAGGUGACGAAUCUCGAUUGCGUGAACGGCGUCUGCGUCUGCGCCAACGAUUACACCAUGACGGAGGAGUUGCGAGAUUGCAUUCGAUAUAGCGACAGCGGUACCGCCCCGGUAGCAACACGUUGGAAACAUAUUUAUCGAGUUUUGUCUCUCGCGAUUCUUGCGAGACUCUCGAUAUUCUCAACACAGUACUUACCACGACUGGAACUCGUUUAAAAAAUUUUUAUUCAACCGCAACACGCUUCGUAGUUGUAAUGAACGAUACUAAUUUCGAUCGAUUGUAAAUACGUUGCAUCGGAGUAGUCAAUACCAGACGUAUCGCUA
Messenger RNA from Colletes gigas, 2116 nucleotides. RefSeq lists its product as uncharacterized. The transcript is spliced from 9 exons. The record is from RefSeq and is a predicted model, not a curated record. The coding region runs from base 938 to 2008 and encodes 356 amino acids. Lineage: Eukaryota; Metazoa; Arthropoda; Insecta; Hymenoptera; Colletidae.